This is a messenger RNA of Tribolium castaneum (red flour beetle), 16312 nucleotides long. Its product is annotated as histone-lysine N-methyltransferase 2C. Gene Ontology annotation, molecular function: histone binding; histone H3K4 methyltransferase activity; transcription coactivator activity. The transcript has 23 exons. The record is from RefSeq and is a predicted model, not a curated record. Gene Ontology annotation, biological process: positive regulation of transcription by RNA polymerase II. NCBI's taxonomy places the organism in Eukaryota, Metazoa, Arthropoda, Insecta, Coleoptera, Tenebrionidae. Gene Ontology annotation, cellular component: MLL3/4 complex; nucleus. Bases 1 to 15660 code for a protein of 5219 amino acids.
AUGGAGGAACUCGGCCAGGCCCUCGACCCCGACGACUUGAUGGACCUCGACGAGGGCUCAGACCUCGACGAAGAGGAGGACGAGCUGGACGAUCCCCUGCCCUCGCCCUUUCAGUUCCCCUCGUCCGGGGCGACCUCGGCCGCGUCGUCGCCCCCUAACGACGACUUCCCGCUGCCUUUCGGCUUCUCGGGCAAGCCCCUGAGCGUGAAAAGGGGGCGCGGCCGUCCCCGGCGCGAAGGUGACCGCCACGACCCCGAGACGCUUUCGCUACUAACGGGGCUGUUGACAGGUAAGCCGGCGCAGAGACGGCCGCCCAAAAUCAAGAAGUUAAAGGGCUGUGCCCCGCGGCGUAAAUUCAAACCGUUUGAAUUCGAUUUCAAUUCCAUCGCGCCGUCACCGAGCGAUGAAAUGUCGCUAGACCCCGAGACGGGGGCGCUGAUUUUCGAGAAAGAAAAGCCGGCGCCGGUUUUUGAGGAACUGCCAUACUUUCCCGAACAGUGGCCGGGAAAAGUGUGCGCGUUUUGUAAUCUGGGCGAAAGGAGUCAGUUAGGGCAGGGUGAGAUGUUGCGGUUGUUGUGUCCGGAAGGGUUCACGCCACAGAGGGUGGCGCAGGACCAAGGGGAUAGUGGGAGUAGUAACUUACCAACUCCUGAAAGAGAAACGGGAGAUAAGAGUCCGAGAGGACCUGUCACUUGUCGCAGACAGAAAAGUUUCAACAAGUGUAGACAUCCAUCGUUGACGAGUGAAUAUGUUGAUGAGUUGACCAUCAUCGGCUAUACGGAAGAGCCCCACGUUUCAACUUUGUUCGACUCAAGCGGAUAUUUUUAUACUCACAGGAGCUGUGCUCAGUGGUCCCACGGUGUUACCAAAAAUGAAAAUUCAGCGCUCGAAAAUGUGGGCCCAGCCGUUUUACAAAGUUCUUCCAGGAAGUGUUCAUUUUGUAAUCACUAUGGAGCGAGUAUUUUGUGUAAAAUUGAAGGAUGUACAAAAGUUUAUCAUUUUCCAUGUGCAACUGCUUCUGGUGCCUUCCAAGUCUUAAAUUUGCUUGCAUUAUUUUGCAGCAAUCAUAUCGGACAAGCUUCACUGGAAUGUGAAAAUUCUGUGUGCUAUACGUGCAAAACUUUAGGCGAUAUUGCCAACCUAAUGUUCUGCUCGUCAUGUGGAGAACAUUAUCAUGGCAUCUGUGUUGGGCUGGCACAGCUACCAGGUGUUCGGGCCGGGUGGCAAUGCCGCAAGUGCCGCAUUUGCCAAGUCUGCCGUAUGACCGGCGACGAAACCAAAUUAAUGACAUGCGAACAAUGUGAUAAAAUCUACCAUUCGACAUGUCAAAGACCCAUUGUAACAUCAAUCCCGAAAUACGGCUGGAAAUGCAGAUGUUGCAGAGUUUGUGGUGAUUGCGGUUCGCGUACACCCGGAGCCGGUCUUUCCUCCCGUUGGCACGCUCACUACACCGUUUGUGAUUCCUGUUACCAGCAACGCAAUAAGGGCUUUUCAUGCCCUUUGUGUCAUCGCGCCUACCGAGCACACGCACACAGAGAAAUGGUGCAGUGCACUUUGUGUCGCAAAUUCGUGCACGGUACGUGCGAUCCGGAAGCCGAUCUUGUUACAUAUCAUCAAAGGAAGGAAGCGCAUCCCGAAUACGAAUACGUCUGUUUGAUGUGCAAGAAUUUAACACAACCUGCGACCCUGCUGGCCAAACGCAACAGUAUCGACGAUCCCACCGACUGCGUGGCCCCUCCUCCCGAAUCUCCCUUCGACGAAAAUGCGGAAUUCGACAAUCCCUUCCCGGUGGACGUCAUCCGCAACAUGGGCUUGGGCAAGGGCAAGCCCUAUAGCGCCAGUAAAAUCGCGAAAAAACGCCUCGGUCUCGGCUCAACGCGUCCAAAGGGCGUAGGUAAAAACAUCCCGGGAAAAGUCGGUUUUAUGAAACGCCAACGCUUGACCGAUUUCGGUCGCAAACGCGGCGCCAAGUCGAAAAUGCGCGGCGUCUUUGGCGUCCCUGGCGUCGGUCUGCAACGUCCCGUCUCCGACGGAAAAAACGACGAAGAACCGGGCGUCGAAAAUCGUCUAGUGUUGUGUUCCGCCAAAGACAAGUUUGUACUAACACAGGACAUUUGCGUGAUGUGUGGGGCUUUAGGUACGGAUCAUGAGGGUUGUCUUAUUUCGUGUGUUCAAUGCGGACAGUGCUACCACCCGUAUUGUGUCAAUGUGAAGAUUACCAAAGUGGUACUGCAGAAAGGGUGGCGGUGUCUGGAUUGUACGGUGUGUGAAGGGUGCGGGCAAAGGAACGACGAAGCGAGAUUGAUACUGUGUGAUGAUUGUGAUAUCUCUUAUCAUAUCUAUUGCAUGGAUCCGCCGUUAGAUUAUGUGCCGCAUGGGAAUUGGAAAUGCAAAUGGUGUGCAAUUUGUCAGACUUGCGGCGCCACUGAUCCAGGAUUCAAUUGUUCCUGGAUGAAUAGUUGCAGUGAGUGUGGACCGUGCGCAUCGCAUGUCAACUGUCCCAGUUGUUCGGAGCCUUAUUCCGAAGGCGAUUUGAUCAUACAGUGCGUACAGUGCGAGAGAUGGUUGCAUGGGACUUGCGAUUCAAUCAAAACGGAGGAAGAUGCGGAAAAAUGUGCCGAGGAAGGGUAUAAUUGUCUCUUGUGCCGGCCGAGAGAUGUACCACCACCUCACUUAAUACCAUGUGGAACUGCACUCAAACCACCAACACCGACGAAAAGUCCCGAAGUUAAAUCAAAUAAUAAUUAUUACGUCGAUGGGGUUUACUUAAGCGAGGCCGGAUUUAGUUUAAUUAAAUCGCUUUCAUUGGAACAACACAGUACGAGGAAAAAACGCAAGAAAAUUGCAACGGUGCAAGACAAGGAGGCCGGGAUCAUGGCAACGAUCGAGUCCGUGGUUGCAGGUGGCAGCAGUGAUAAUUUUCCUGAAGAUAGUGCUAAAUUGGAAUUGGUUGACGUCAAAGACGAACCUCAAGAAAUAUACAAAGAGGGAAUGAUUUGGAUGAAAGAUGACGGACCACCACCUGACGGUUUCACUCUUUUUACAAUGGAAAACGGUGUUAGUGUCUUACGACGAAAGAGGCAGAGAAAUUUGCAAAAAUUGGGUAUCGGUGGUUUUUUGGUGCGUAUGCGAGGCAUACGUUCUGGUCAGGAUAACGACGAUAUCGAUGUACUUCCGGGGCAGUCGAACCCAUCGGGGUCCGAUCUAUCUAUGGGCAUGCCUGUCGAUGUUGAAAAGCCGAGACGUAAACCCGUGCGAAGGAAACCGAAGAGUAAACUAGCGGAAACGUUUCCGUCCUAUUUACAGGAAGCUUUUUUCGGAAAAGAAUUGCUAGAUUCAACCAAAGAACUCUAUAGCUCUAGUAGUGACGAAGAAAAGAAUAGUUCGGAUGUAGAUAAGACGAUACAAUUGACUCAAGAUGAAAUUAAAGCCGUUGCUGCCGUCACUCCGAAGAACGAUAGAGUGGAAGCGAAAAACGUUCUCGAGAAAAAAGUCGUACCAAAGGAGGAGGAAGAAGAGAAUACGGAAGAUUUGAAGGAUGUGUUGGCCAUUCCUGGCGAUUUAUUGGACACUGAUAUUGUUAACACGAUUAUGAAUGAGGGCGAUGGUGAGUUUAACAAAAACGGCGAAUCGUUGGAUGCUCUUACAGCUACAAAUUUACCGGACGAGUCUGAUAUUACUAACACUUUAGCUAGCGCGAGUACUUCGAAAGAUACCAAAGAUGAAUUGAGCGAUAUUUUAGGUCCCAAUUUUACUCUUGAGUCAAUGCCCAAUAUCAACGGUAAAGAUGUUGAGGAUAUAUUUAAGGGUGUUUUAACCGACGAUUCGCAAGAAUCUCAGGAGAGCAACGUUUUUCCGAUUCAAAAUAACAACACGUUCAGUGCUUCUAAUUCUCAAACUAUCGCUCAACACCCCGUUAAUCCUCCCCCGGUACGACCGACAGCACUGCCAACCGUUAAUCAAAGCAAUAUGAAUUCGCCGCUUAGUUUCCCGCCGCGAUCGCCCUACCAAUCCGAGUAUAGCAAUAGUCCGCAGUUUAGUCCGGCAUUUUCUGAACCGCCUAGUCCAUGGGUGGCUGUGAACGACAGUGGUGAUUUAGAUGCACCAUCUGCCGCUGCGCAAUCGACAUAUAAUCAAAGAUCGUCAGAAAAAAUGAAAGCGGACGAAGGUUUAGGUAACGGUGCGACUAUUUCGGCCGUUUUGUACGCGAAUAUUAAUUGUCCCGAAUGGAAAACGGAAUUUCCGAAUUGGAGCGAUCGAUAUAAGCAAAUUUUGAAAAAAUGGAGAACAUUGACUCCCGACCAAAAAGCCCCGUAUUUGCAACAAGCGAGGGAUAACAGGUCGGCGUUGCGAAUGAAGAAACAACAGCAGUCACAGAUGAGCAAGGACGCUUCGGUGCCGCCGACGACGCCGACGUCGAAAGCGCCAACGGUGCCACCGCCCCCCGCAGCUGCCCCCACCGUCGUUGCCACCACCAACACAAUGAUAUCCUCAACCCAGGUCCCCGCAAUCGUCUCUCCAUCAGUGUCAGAGGUGUGCACCCAACAACAACAACAACAGUCGCGGCCUACGCCAUCACUAACCACCGCUUCCACUAGCUCUGUGUCUGUCUCCCCUCCACCACCACCUACACAACCACCCACAACCCCUCGACCACCCCCACUAACACCCUCGCCAACAACUCAGCAACAGUUCACCGUGCACGGUCAAUUCCUCGGGCCGGGCGAUCAUUGCGGACCGGCACCGAAUGUCACAGUGAAUCCCCUAUAUCAACCUAACGUCGUUAACGAACAGAAUCCUACCUUACCGAUCAUAAGGAAUAAUGUCCAAAGUACACCACCCGCAACUGAUCAACAGAUCCGCGUCUUGACUCCCUCAGAGAUCAUGCGCACACUUCCCUCCCUCUGUCAGGAAAAUUAUGAACCUCAACCGCUGGACCAAGAAAAAGUCGCCUUACAACACAAAUCGGCGCGUGAAGCUGAACAAGAACGGCAAUGGAAACAGUUACAAGCGUUGAGACAACAACAGGCCCAACAACAACAAAACGUCAUUCACGAACAACGCGUCCAAUAUAUUUUUCCAGCUAUGGCUCGAGUGCAACGGCAGAUAUCUGAUCCGUCGCCGUUUCCUCAAGAUCAAACGACUCCUGAACUUAGCCCUGUGACCUCUCCAUCGCCCAACCCCCGUCAACUCCUCACUAUGGGUAUAAAAUCACCGACUUUCCCUCACCCUGUACAAACACCAAUGCGACCACCUCCACCCACACCUCCAACACCUCUCGAAUUUACACCAGAGGCUGGUGAUCCCUACGCUAAACCACCCUCAACACCUAAACUACCACAACCCAGUUUUCAAACUCGUUUACCGGCUGAUCCUUACGCUGUGCAGCCUUCAACACCUCGACCUCAAUUCCAAAUACGUCCGAAUUUGCAGGGUUUAAAUGCGGCGACUGUCAGAAACGAAUCGCCGGAAUUGAGUCGACAAUUGAGGGAUUUAUUGCAACGACAACAGUUUAAGAAAUUGGACGAUCAAAUUAUGGCCGGGAAAGGGCAACAGAGGGUUUGGCCACCAGUUGAACAGAGUCAAGAGGAAACUACACCGGUGGUGGUUACAUCAGCUGGAGAUACGACGUUUAGACAGCCGUUACCGCCUAGUAUUGCAAGGCCGAGAUUACCGUUACCAGUGGGAGGGAUUAGGCAGCCGGGGCCCCAUUUGGGAUUAAGGAUGCAGCUGGAUCCGAGGAUUCAAGGAUUGGAUCCUAGGAUGCGAUUGCUGAUACAACAGCAAAGAUUAAUCCAACAAAAUACCGCUCCAGGUCAACAACAACAACCACAACAGCAGCAACAACAAUUGUUUUCGGGUGGUACCGUCAGAUUUGCACCAGGAAUUGUUAGACCGACGAGUGUCGAACAGUACGAGUUGUUACAACGACAACAACAAGCCACUUUUCAACCCAGAGCUACAGAACCACAAAUGGCGCCACGUUUACCGAUUGGUCAAAUGAUUCAAAGACCGCCAAUAAGUCAAACACCUGCAGUACCGACAAGUGGUACCACAUCUAGCGAGAAUCAAUCUAACGAUCAGGAAAUUCCUGAUAAUGUCACAGCAGAAUUGGAGAAACUUGAACAAGAGACUGGAACGAUGCCAGAAUUGCAAGGAGUCGAUAUACUAGGAGGUUUAGGAGAUGACGAUGAUGAAUUACUAGCUGAAAUGGGGGCCGACUUUAACAUUCUUGAAUACGCUGAUCCGGAAGCACUUCCAGGCGAAAAAACCAACAUUCUGGAUUUGGAACUUGAAGAAGAACCGAUCAAAAACGACAAAAAAGUCAAGGUCGAGUUACCCAAAGUAUCGACUGGAAAACCGACACCUUCUUCGCAACAAAUCAAAAAAGAUGUAACACCGCCUGUGACAUCGGUUAUAACCGCGUCACCUGCUUUACCAAAUACUAACGUCCAUCCCCCACCUUUGGCGAUAUCUCAAGCCCAAACCGCUCAUCCAUUACCAGCCGGAAUCACGUCCCAUCUCACCCCACAACAAAUCCACCAACAAAUGUUGCAUCAAGUGCAGCAAGCCGCCGCUCUCGGCAAGCCUAUGCCUCUCGGUGCGAAAUUGCAAAGUCCCGAUGGAAUUAUCGGUAUUGUAAUGCCAAAUAAUUUGGUGCAUUUACAAAUACCACAGGGCUAUCAACAGAGAUUAUUAGUGUCACAACUGCAAAAUCAAAAAUUACAAAUGCGUUUAGGCCAAAACGUGCCCAGGAUGAUGUCGCCGGCUACAACUUUGCAUACAAAUCCUGUAGCCUUAAAUCCUGGGCCAAGGAUGAAUGUACCGGCACCCCCACCGCCCCCAUAUCCCGGUCCGCCACCUCCGUAUCCCGGAACCGCUCCACCACCACAACAACAACAGCAACAGAUGGGAUUGAGAAUGGGGCCUGUUCAUCUUCCGCUGGGACACAUACAUCCUAUGCGACCGCAGGGUUUACCUUUGCAUCCACACUUGCAACGAAGAUCUUUAUUAUUGGAGGAACAACCGUUACUGUUGGAAGAUUUGUUAGAGCAAGAAAAACGUGAACUAGAAAAGCAAAAUCAAAAUCAAACCGGCGGUACUCAAGAAGUCGCUCCUUCAAGUAGUGCAAAUGUCGAACAAGAAUCAACAUUACUCACUGAUCACGAUUUCGAUCGUAUCACUGACGUUUUAGGCAGUCCUACUAUGAAUAUUAAUCCAAAUGCGAGACAAAAUCAAGUGGUAUCAAAUCCGGCUCAAGUGCAGCAAUGGUCGCAGAAUCAAAACCGCCCUAAACCGACUCCAACUCCAACCCCUCAACCCACAACCGAAAUUCGGGUUCAAACUUUCAAUGCUAAUGUUAUACCACCUCCACCACUACCACCCGAAAAUAUCGUUACGGAACAAGAUAAACAAAAACAACUCGUUUACGAACAGUGGUUGAGUCAUCAAAGCAAUACACUCAAUCAACAAUUGAAAUACUACGAAACCGAAAUGAAUAAAUUGAGAAAGUUGCGAAAAUCACUAAACAGUAAACAGAGACAGUUGAGGAAAACUGGAGGCCAGUUAGCCGAUGCUGAUGCCAAUGAAUUGCAAAAAAUAGCAGCAGAACAAGCGGUUUUGCAAAAAUAUCUCGAUUCAAGUCGGAAACAGAGUCGUCAACACGGACUGCUAUUACAGGAAUACCGGAACAAGCAACAAGCGAAACAGUCGGGUCCCGGCCAAUCGCCCCUUUUAAUGCAACAGAACCCAUCACCGUUGGGUCCGCCGUCGUCGUCUCCGAUUCAUCAUUCGCAGUCGCCAAUGAUGUCGCCUUCGGCCUCACCUCUCGCUCAACAUUCGCCUUUACACAGCCCCAGUCCGAUGAUAUCGCACUCACCAGGUCCUGGAUCCGUUACAAACAUCCUCCAGAGUCCCAGCGGGAUGUCUCCCAUGCAACCCUCGCCCCGAAUCGGGACACCCCAUUCGCAAGGUGACAGCAGUCCAGGACCUGCACCAUCUCCAGGCCAAAUUUGUUUGCCUCCACCAGCACCCAGAAUGACUUCACCGCAACAUAAACGUGUUGUCACAAGUCCUGUGGGAUAUUCUGGAGAUUUGAGACCCGGGACCCCCCAAAUGCGAUUUGUGAGGACACCAAUGGACCAAAGACGGUUACCGUCGCCCAUGAUGUACCAACAAAAACCGGGAACGCCGUCACCGUUAAGUAGUCCACCACCACAACAAAUGACAAUGAACCAGCAAUUAAUACAAAAAAUUGAAGGCCAAGAGGCGAAUAUUUUAACGUCGCAGAGAGCGGCUCAAUUGAUCCAACAGAGGAAUUUUGUGAGGCAGCAGUUGCAACAACAACAACAAUUACAACAGCAGCAGCAGCAACAACAACAGUUGCAACAGCAGCAACAACAACAAGCGGUGGCCCAACCGCAACCUUUGACCCCACAACAACAUCAAAUGAUGGUUCAACAACAGCAACAAUUGGCCAAGCAGCAGCAACAACAAAUUGCCAAGCAGCAACAACAACAAAUUGCUCAAAUUCAGGCACAGUUACAACAGAAGUUCCAACAACAACAGCAGCAGCAGCAACAACAACAACAGCAACAACAACAAAAUGUUGCCCCGCCUUCACCCAUGCCUCCCAAGAGUCCAAUGAUCAAUCAACAAAUCAUGUCGCCUCAUUCAAUGCCUCCCUCACCAAUGCCACCCAGAAGUCCCAUGAUGAAUUUCAACAGCAACCCACAAACACCAAACUCGCCAGCAACCAGAAAUAAUUAUCACAUGAACCAACCACCAAGUAGUCCCAUGAUGACCCACAACCAGUAUCAACCACCCAGCUCACCCAUGCCGCGAAGUCCCAUGAUGGGUAUGAGACGUCCACCAAGUGCUAACAGUAGCCCAAUGCAAGACCGACCUCGAAGUGUCGAACGUACGUUUACAAAUCAAGGCACGUUGGAUAAUAUGUUGGAUCAAGGUGGCGGCGGUGGUAACCCUAACAAUAACCCAAUACCAGCACCACCCGGUUUUGGCCGAUUCGGUUACUUCAAGUUAGGUUUAAGGGGUGGUUCCCCCAUGUGGAGUUUUGGAAGAGGAGCUAAAAGAAUACCAACACCACCGGGGACUAACAAAGACGAUAAAACCAACGUUGGGGAAAGUUCAAUGCCGGUAAAGCCCCGAAAAGAAUCACAUUUGAGCAAAGUUUCAAUAUUGAAACGCAAAUCCCCGGCUAAAACCAACCUACAAUCACUAGCAGUCAGUAAAGUUGGUUCUUUAGUCAGCACGGACUAUAACGAGUUUGAUGAUAGUUCGUGCACACCACCCGUGACGCCUCCACCGACUACAAGUCGAAUCAAAACUGUCGGUAAAAAGAUUUCCGAAGUGACCGACAGCAAGGAUGUUAUGAUUGUGCACAGUCCCGACGCGAAACAAAUGAACGAAAUCAUGGAUUAUGACGAUGAUAAUAAUACCGUGAUUUCAGGUGAAGUGUCGUUGAGUUCGGCCGCACAACAAAACGAUGCUGACGAUAUCGCAGUGAUUGAAACGUUCUCACAAAGCGAUUUAGGCGAAGCCAUGUCAAGUCCACUCGAAUCGGAUCAAAUCGGCGAUGAGUAUCUUUUGUUUCCGGGAAAUAUGGUUGUGGACUUGUCGGGAGAUGGUGAAACACACUAUUCCGAUAAGGAAGAAGCCGAGGAGGAAGACUACGGCGGUGAGAAAAUGCACGUGGUGAUUCGAAGUCCCACAACAAGUGACGAUGAAUAUAUCAUGCAAAAUAAGGGAAAGAAGUAUAAUAUUCGGGGAAUUGAAACAGCAGAUUCGCCCGAACAGGAAGAAAUGCAAGCCGAUCCAUCACCAGAAGGUGAUGAAGAGGAAGAAUCCGAGAUUGUUAUAAUAGAUCCGUCGAUUAAAUCACCCGACGAGCAAAUCUCAACCAAAGAAGAUUUCGAGGAAUUGAUCGAUGAGGGAUCUCGGAAGGAAAAAAUUAUGAAACCAGAAAUGGUCACUGCGAAACACAUCAACGAGAUACAUAAAUACACGAAUGUUUAUAGUUUUCCACCGAAAAGUGAGGCUGUUUCAGGGGCAAACACCUCACGUGUCGCUAGUUUGAUAACAUCAAAGUUGGGUCAGAAAUUUUCGCUGAUAACGACACCAGUUGUCACUGUUUCGAAAGUUGAUACUCAAAAUAAAACAGUUGGUACUACUCCCACUUCGAAAGUGACCAAUAUCAUACUACAUAGCGCUGUGAGGAGUAAUGUUUUAAACGUACCGAAGUUAGUAACGAGCGGUUCAUCUGCUAUAACUAUCGUUAGUGCUAACACGUCACCAAUUGCUUCGAUUUUACCGUCAGGGUUUACCGUUCCGGUUAUUAGUGCGAGUGCUGUAAGACAAUUGCCGAACGUCAAGGUUAUCGAUAAACCAUCAUCAUCGAUUUCGUUGACCACUCACGAUACAUGUUUACCGAAAAAAAUCUUUGAGGAUGAUUCAGUAUCGCCUGACAGUUCAAAUUGUGAAGAUGACAAAUCGAAAGAUUCCUCAGAUGAAAAAUCAAAAAUUGAUUCGCCUCCAAUUGAAGAGAAAGCUAAAACCCCACCCGUGACUAAAGAAGAAUCGCCAAAACCAGCAAAUGAAAGCGAAGUUGAAAAAGUUCACACCACUAGUGUCAAAGUACAAGAACAGAGGACGUCAAGUCCGGUUAUAGCUAAAACUUCAUCACCCGUUAUAAUUCAUAAUACACCAGAAUUAAAAAUGACGGCUCAAGUGAUACAAGAAUCACAGUCAGGAAUACAGAUAACUGCAACUGAGACAGUUGACGGUUUCGAAGGCACGUCUGAUGAUACGAAAUCUGUGGUGAUAUCAAUACCGUCACCAACACCGUCUCAGGAACAAAUGUUGGAUAAUAUAGCGUUACAAGCUUUGGAAAACAGGAGGAGAGAUGGCAAUGGCAUGCCGGGAGAGUUUGAGUCGUUUGAGGAUGUCUUAGAUAUGAUUGAGAACAUCACAGGAGAGCCACCAACCGUUUUGGAGGACAACAUCAAAGAUAAACUUAUGAGUGGUGACAAUAAAAGUGUAACAAUUGAACAAGAGCAAUUGAAAGAAACACCUCAAACAACUCAAGUUGAAACUCCCCAAAUCACUAAACCGUCAGUUGUUCCUCAAUUAUCGCCUUUAUCACAACCGACCGACUUGACAACAAACAUGGCAAACGCCUCUCAACAAUUACGCAACCUCCUCUCACUCCAUACAACAACAGCGACACCUUCAACUAACGUCGAAACUGUUGUUAAAAGUGUGGUAACUACGGGACCUGUGUUAACAGCAAGUCCGGUCGUAACACCUCGUGUUAUCCAACAAGUAACUACGAGUACCGUUAUAGUACCAAACAUGAAACCGAAACCUAUCGUUCUGCAAUCACCAGUUCGGACACAAACCACAACGGUGGCAGCUACCACUAGUAUACAAAUAACAACGUCUGGUAUCACUUUUGUACCACGUAGUACCGGGAUUCAGUUAAUGCCCGAACACCCGAAAUUACCUCGAGUCACUCCAGUAGUGACCUCGACACCGGUUACAACCGAAAGUGAAACUACAACUCGUAAAACAACUUGUUCGCUAACCGAAAUGUUGCAAUCGCAUCCUGCGGCUGUCCCUACAACGAAAACAAGUGCCGACACUAUAACAGCUGCGAGUUUAUUGGGCACUUCGAUCGGUUUAUCGCGUGUUAGUACAUCUUUGGUCCAAGCACAACCAAUCGUUGUUUCACCGGCCACUUGUAAUAAUCUAGUGGUUACAACAACGUCCGGUUUUAAACCGAUUACAACCAACACAAAUUUAUUACAUACACAAUUAACUAAAGUGAUGCGUCACAAGUCACUCGAUGAAACAAACGAGGAGAGUAAAACCGAAACUGAACCGAAUCUGGACGAUAAAAACAAACAAGAAACGGGUUGUAAAUUCUCGAGUAUCCAAACAACAAUCGCGGCGACUACGAGAAGUGAAGAUUCAAAUGCUUUGCUCAAGAAAUUGUUACAAAAUACAGCCUGUGCGAGUACUCAGACCCCGCCUCCGAGUUCAGUGGCGGCGGCCUCAAUCACUGUCGCCGCCCCUAUUCAGUUUACUUCGACUCUAGAGAGUCAAUUAAAAGCAUCGAUUUUACCACCUGUAGUUAAAGAAACACCGAAAUUGACCCAAAAAAUGCCAAUUAUGACCCGCGAGACGUCGUUUGUUUCGAGUCCGGUGGUUCCACAAACAUCAACCACUCAACAAUUGCACAUUGAUAUUAAAAAAUGUAUGCCACCGAGUCGUACACCUAGCCGUGAUGAUUUAUUAUCACCUCCAACGCCUCGAUCGUCCUGUAGUCAAGAUUCAAGUCUUCAAACACCACCAUUGAUUGUUAAGAAAGAAAUGCCACAACACCUUCAAAUGUCACAAGACGUGAAAAAAGAAUACGUUGAUGAAACAUCGCAACAUUCCGAAGUUUCGGAUCAGAGUCGGUCUGACGUUCCCAUGAAGGAAGAGCUCGAUUCGUUGGAUCCAAUGACGGAGAAAAUGUUGUCUGAGAAGGAGGAGUUGAAGAGACAAAAGAGAAGGAUGUAUCAACAGAAGAGACGCCAGAAUCAAAUCUUGAAUAAGGAAGCGAUCGGUCAGCCAAAGAAGCGGCCACGAAAAAGCUCGAAAGUUGACGAGGAUUACGAUACUUACAUUGAUGGGGUUUUGGCCCAGUUGAGGACUUUACCACCAAUGGUAGUCUCCGAACCAAUCCUCAACCGGAAUUUUAGCAUUUGUCCGGUUUUUGGCAGCGAUAUGGUAAAACUAGCAGCGAAUGAUUAUGAUUCGAGGUUUGGGGAGUUAAAGGGUUCGUAUGGCAAUGGUUGUAUGCCUGGUUAUUCCGAUUUUUACAACACUCAACCGUAUGGCGACAGAGAACCAUUGCCUGAAAAACCGCCUGCUUCUACGCAGCGAGGUUUCUACGAUCAAGAGUUUCCACUUAUUAAAUUCGACACCGAAGAAGAGAAACGAUUCGAUAUGUUCAGUCGGGACGAUACGCCCGAUUCGAUUAUAAGUAGCUCUUCACCGGAGUGUCCGUUUACGGAACCGCCGCAUAAAUUCUUGGGCUUGAAGCUGAUAAAUGAAGAUGAGGACGAAGAGGAGGAAGAUAUGUCCAAGAUGAGAUUAUCGCCAGUGGUGCCGAUUAUAGCGCCGAUUCCGAUUAGGUUAAAGCCGGCAGGACCGUAUUUGAAGGACUAUACAGAGGACAAAGAGAAUGUUGGCAGAGAUGUGUGUUUGAAACCCAAAUUCGGAUCUGGGUCAACAACUCCACUGAAAGAUUCAGGCAAUGUAACAGUGACGCUGACGUUGACUUCGUCAGCUGCUGAAGAUAUCAUGGGGGUUUUGCGCGAUUUGGCAAAUAUUUUGCAUAUUCCAGCACCGACUAGUUACCAAAUUGUCGAAAGGACGAGCACACCACCGAGUCAGAAAUUAGGGUUGUAUAGGACAAAGGGGAAGGAUGGAAAAGAGGGAGCGCCCAUCGACAUUCAGAGCAUCCUCAACGGCGCCGCGAAAUUCUGCAAACACUGCGACGUCGUAAUCCUCAAUAACAUGAUCCGCAAGAAAGUCUCCGAGCUCCCUUUCCUAUCCAAAGACUCGGAAUUAUUAAGCGACGGCGACGAAUUAUUCUUCUGUAGCACCACCUGUUACAUGCAGUUUGCUCUAAUGCACCGUUCACCGUCAAUCCCCGAAGAUAAAGCGGCCGCAAUCAUCGACCACCUAUGCCAAAAAGACAAAACCGAAGCAAACAAACGGUCAUUCUCCGACCACCGUAAAAAUUUCAUGGACAACGUCGAAAUGGAACUCCAAUACGUGAAACGCGAAGUUGAUGCGAUGGACGUCGAUUUGAAAUCGCAUUCGUUGUUUAACAAACCGACAGAUAUUAUUAGCUUGAGACGAUAUGAACAAAACACACCCAAAGUCUGGAAAGGCGUGAGAUACAAAAGUUGGACCCCUGGCUGUCUCCAGCCACCGACAAAACACAAAAAACCCACUGAUAAGGAAACAAUGGAGUUGUUGUACAGGAUGGGGAUCACAGUAACGCCACCCAAGUUGCCUGAAGAUUUCCGAAAGUGUAUGUUUUGUCAGUGUAUUGGAGAUGGCGUUGCUGACGGUCCCGGCCGGCUACUCAACUUUGAUGUGGAUAAGUGGGUUCAUUUAAAUUGCGGUUUGUGGUCGGAUGGGGUUUACGAGACCGUAAACGGGGCUUUGAUGAAUCUGGAAAAUGCACUACAACAAAGUUUGACACAGAUUUGUGUGCAUUGCAACAAAUUAGGAGCGACGAUUCGUUGUUUCAAAACACGAUGCUCAAAUGUCUACCAUCUGGCAUGCGCGGUUAAGGAUGGUGCUGUCUUUUACAAAAAUAAAACAACUUAUUGUACUGUUCAUAUUCCGAAAAACGAGAAAGAUAACGAAUUGACGACUUUAUCAGUCUCGAGGAGGGUUUACGUCAAUAGAGACGAAAACCGCCAAGUGGCAGCCGUGAUGCAUCACAGCGACACGAAUAAUUUACUCCGAGUAGGCAGUUUGAUUUUUUUGAAUGUCGGGCAAUUGUUACCCCAUCAGUUACAAAACUUCCACAACCAGAAUUACAUUUACCCAAUUGGUUACAAAAUAAUUAGGUUUUAUUGGAGUAUGCGCCACUUGAACAAACGCUGCAAAUACAUUUGUUCAAUUCACGAGAAUGGCGGUCGACCUGAAUUUAAAGUUGUCGUUCAGGAAACCCUCGAAAACGAUGUGGAAUUAAAAGACUCGACCCCUAAAGCCGUCUGGCAACGAAUCCUCGAACAAAUCGCAGCAAUGCGUCGCGAAAAUCAAUGCGUCCAAUUGUUUCCCCAAUUCGUGAGCGGCGAAGACUUGUUCGGUUUAACCGAACCGGCCGUCGUGCGCGUGUUAGAGAGUCUUCCAGGGAUUGAAACUUUGACGGAUUAUAAAUUCAAGUACGGGAGAAAUCCCUUGUUGGAACUACCCUUGGCGAUAAAUCCCUCAGGGGCUGCCAGAACCGAGCCCAGAUCGCGGAGUCAGCUGCACUGGAAAAGGCCGCACACGCAGCGGACUGGCGGGUCGUCUGUGCGGCCCCUGUUCGGGCCCACGCCGGCCCUAACCAACAACAACACGCUCGGGGACGGCGCCUGUCCUUAUACCAAACAGUUUGUGCACUCGAAGAGCUCGCAGUAUAAGAAAAUGAAGCAGGAGUGGAGGAAUAACGUGUACUUGGCGAGGUCGAAAAUUCAGGGCUUGGGCUUGUAUGCGGCCCGCGAUUUGGAGAAGCACACCAUGGUUAUCGAAUAUAUCGGUGAGAUAAUUCGGACGGAACUUGCCGAGACGCGUGAGAAGAAAUACGAGGCUAAGAAUCGUGGGAUUUACAUGUUCAGAUUGGACGAGGAACGGGUGGUUGACGCCACACUUUGCGGGGGUUUGGCUCGCUACAUCAACCACUCGUGCAACCCGAAUUGUGUCGCUGAAACCGUGGAGGUUGAUAGAGAUUACCGGAUUAUCAUAUUUGCGAAACGGAGAAUACAACGGGGGGAGGAGCUGGCGUAUGACUACAAGUUUGAUAUUGAAGACGACCAACACAAAAUCUCCUGCAUGUGCGGGGCCCCGAAUUGCCGCAAGUGGAUGAAUUAAUUACUUUUAUUCGAGAGAAGACAGGUUUAAGCAGACUGUUUGCAGUGCCAUUCACAUUCCAUAGUUAUGUUUGAUAAGCUGUAAUCUUUGAAUAACGUAGGAUAAAUGUGCAUUUAUAUAUUUUGUUACAUAGUGUCGUAAGGACAGUGGCUUAGGGUUAGGGACCAAAUCGAUACCGUUGUUUCCCCGACCUUAUAGAGAAUUCUUUGUACAUAAUUGAUUUUGAAAUAAUUUAUUUCAGACGAUUGGGUUUCUUUACUGAGGGCAAAAAUUUAUUUAUUGUAAAAAUUGUUGUUUUAGGUCGUUAGAUUAAUUUAUUAUUUAAGUAGCAACUAAGUCGGAGUGAUCCAGUUUCAGUGUAUUUAUAAUUAUUGUUUUUUGAUUGCCGUGCAAUAUGAAUUUAGCAUCUUGUGUGCGCUUUAUAAGUUUUUGUACGCAUUGUAAAUUUUCAAAUUGUAGUUUUAUCACGACUUUAAGUCUAUUGUUGUUUAUUUACUGUUUUUGUAUAUAUAUUUUUAAUUUGCGGAAAUGAUGUGAAUAAUUCAUUUUUUGUAAUUAAACAAGAGAAUCUAGGACAAUAAAAGUUUGAUGUUGGAUUUAUUUGGUUCUGCACCACCACUAAGUAAAUGCAAUAUUAAUUUUGUUGCAGUUU